Messenger RNA from Carassius gibelio (silver crucian carp), 6668 nucleotides. RefSeq lists its product as uncharacterized. Gene Ontology annotation, biological process: proteolysis; DNA integration. The transcript is spliced from 3 exons. NCBI's taxonomy places the organism in Eukaryota, Metazoa, Chordata, Actinopteri, Cypriniformes, Cyprinidae. The record is from RefSeq and is a predicted model, not a curated record. Bases 1 to 4878 code for a protein of 1625 amino acids. Gene Ontology annotation, molecular function: nucleic acid binding; aspartic-type endopeptidase activity; zinc ion binding.
AUGGCCGACGACGAGGCACUGGGGGCCCCACCCCGAGUCAUGCCAGUGUUCAUGGGAAACCCCUGGGUCCAGAAAUAUGGAGGAAAUGAGUCAGAGGUGCGCCUCUCCGAAUGGCGGGCUCAGAUCGAAUAUCUGGCCGGGCUACAGGGACUGAGCGCGACCCAACAGCUACAGUUUGCCCUCAACUCCCUUGACGGGGAAGCGCGGCGGGAAGUCCAAGCCGCCCCCGAAGCUGUCCGAACCACCGCCCAGUCUGUGUUCAGAUUCCUGACGGAAAGGUAUGGUGACGCCACUCCAACUGCGGUUCUCCGGGCCCAGUUCUUCAGCAGCAAGCAGGGCCCCCGCCAAUCCGUCAGAGCUUUCGCCCUCCAACUACGGGAGCGAGUUACCAGGCUGCAGGGACGCCCAGACCAUGGUCUCGGAGAUAGUGAGACUCUGUUGAGGGACCAAUUCCUGUUGGGGCUAAGGGAAGGCCCGGUACGCCAGGGACUUAGAGUCCAAUUCAGAAGGGAGCCGGAACUCACCUUCGAAGACCUAAAAAAGGAAGCGGUGGCAUUGGAGAACGAUCAGGUUGAGGUGCAAGAACCCCCUGUGUGUGCGGCCGUAAGUAGCUCCGCAGUGGCUGUCCCCGACAUGGCAGAGUGGAAACAGACUCUGAAGCUCGAACUCCUAAAGGAUGUCCGGGAGCAGAUGGCGGAGCUAACCAAGACGCUCGUGGACGAGCUGCGUUCUGAGGCUACCAGGCCAGAGGUGAGGCCCAUCUCGCGGGACCGGGUGUACUCGGACGGGAACAGGGAAGCAGGGAGGCGGCCUAACCGGCCCAACCGGCCCCAGUUUGAAUGGGACGAGCAAGGACGACCUAUCUGCAACCGCUGUGGCCAACCAGGCCAUUACAGCCGACAGUGUGGUCCUCGAAGAGAUGACCCACCCAUCAGAGCAGGCUCCAAGGACAGGCUGGUCGGGCAUAGCCCAGUGGUGGAGGUCCAGGUGUGUGGUGUGAAGGUGCCCUGUCUCGUCGACACCGGAUCCCAGGUGACCCUAUUCGCGGAGAGCCUGUCGCAAGAGCUGUUUGGAGAUCAGAGGAUGCAUGGGACGGAGGCUCCCUGGCUCUCCCUGAAAGGAGCAAAUGGUCUGGACAUCCCCUACAUUGGCUACAGGCUGACGGACUUGGAGAUCCACGGAGUGAUCGUGCCCCAGAAGGGAGUGAUCAUCGUAAAGGACCACUGUCUGGGGAGUCACCGGGCCUUGCUAGGUAUGAAUGUAUUAUCUGCAUGUUGGGACGAAUUGUUUCGGGCAACGCCCGCUCGAGGGAUCUCGCUGGCCGAACAACAGGAAUGGGAACGUGUCGCCGCUGACUGCCGACGGAUCCAGAUGUCCCGGGCCCGGCAAGGCCGCGAAGGGACAGGUCGGGUAGCGUGCCGUUAUGCCCUGUCCGUGCCAGCGAACAGCGAGGCCCUAGUAUGGGUGCGAGUCCUCCAGCGGGACGUGGGAGCGGAGGAAUGGGUGUUGGUGGAGCCCCACUGGGAUGGCCAGCAGGUAGAAGUCGCCAGAGGUUUGGCCGUGGCACGAAGAGGACGGAUCCCGGUGAGAGUUCGGAACGGGACGCCCCAUGUUGUGCACCUACAUAAACACCAGCGGCUGGUCAAGGUAACGCCGGUAGAAUCCCAUCAGGUGCGGGAGGACCAGGACGUGAGCUUUCGCCAAGUACACCCCGCGGUGGUGGAAGUGGCCCUUACCCAAGCGAGCUCGUCGCCCCAGAGCCUAGGGGAGGAGGUGCCCGGCCACUUGAAGGGAAGUUCCCUGCAAGGGGAGGAGCUGGGACCGACACAGGCCAGGAAGCUGCGAGACCUGCUGAGCAAGUGGCAACAUGUCUUCUCGGCACACGAAGAGGACUACGGCUGCACCAACGUCGUGCAACAUCGGAUCCCCACCGGAGAUGCAGAGCCCAGUAGAGAAAGGUACCGACCCGUCCCACCUACCCUGUACACGGAGGUCCGUGCAUUGCUGCAAGGUAUGCUCAAUCGAGGGGUUGUUAGAGAGAGCAGCAGCCCGUGGGCAGCUCCCAUCGUGUUGGUACAGAAGAAGACUGGCGCAUGGAGGUUUUGCGUCGACUACCGCAAGCUGAACCUGGUCACUAGGAAGGACGCGUUCCCCCUACCCCGGAUCGAGGACUCCCUGGCUGGCUUGACACGCUCGGCAUGGUACUCCACGCUGGACUUGGCAAGUGGCUACUGGCAGGUACAAGUGGCCGAGGCCGACCGGGAGAAGACCGCCUUUACCACCCCGUUCGGUCUCUUUGAGUGGGACCGGAUGCCCUUCGGCCUCUGCAACGCUCCUGCCACCUUCCAGAGGCUGAUGCAGCGGUGCCUGGGAGGUCAGUUGAUGGAGUCCGCCUUGGUAUACCUGGACGAUGUGAUUGUCUAUUCCCCAGAUUUCGACUCCCACUUACAACACCUUGAGCAGGUCUUCGGGGCCAUGGAGAAAUAUGGGCUGAAGCUCCAGCCGGACAAAUGCCAUCUGUUACGGCGGGAGGUCAAAUUCUUGGGACACUGUGUGGGCGCGGCGGGAGUUUCGGUCGACCCGGAGAAGGUGUCGGCGGUGCGAGAGUGGGCUGCCCCGCAGACGGUGAAACAGGUCCGGUCAUUCCUGGGCUUCGUGGGGUACUACCGCCGCUUUAUCAAGGACUUCUCCAAGAUCGCAAAGCCCCUAAAUCAGUUGCUGGCUGGGACAGGACGCCCCCGAGGUCGCGGAUCGCCGGCUAUCCUAUGGAGCCCCGAGUGUGAGGCUGCGUUCCGGCGACUGAAAGACGAGUUGCUGCAGGCGCCGAUUCUGGCGUAUGCUGACUUCUCCAAGCCCUUUGUCCUAUACACGGACGCUAGCAACCUGGGUUUGGGGGCCGUGUUGGCCCAGCAACAGGACGGUGUAGAGCGGGUCGUAGCCUACGCAAGCCGGAGCCUUCAUCCAGCAGAGAGGAACGACGCCAAUUACAGCUCCUUCAAGUUGGAACUGCUGGCGCUGAAAUGGGCACUCAGCGAAAAGUUUAAAGAUUACUUGUGGGGUGCCCAGGUGACGGUAGUAACUGAUAACAACCCCCUAGUACAUCUACAGACGGCGAAGUUGGGGGCAGUGGAACAGCGCUGGGUGGCCCAGUUGGCCAAUUACAACUACCAGCUCCGAUACCGGCCAGGACGGGAGAACACCAACGCUGACGCCCUGUCCCGACUCCCGGAAGCUCAAGGUCCGAGGGACCCACCGGAACCCACGCCAGACCCCGAAGGAGAGGAGUAUAUGGUGGGCAUUGUGGAGGCGCCGGGGACUCAACAUGAGGGGAUGCCUGUGAGUUGGGGAUGGGACCCCUGCCGCUGGAAAGAGCGACAGCAGGCCGACAGGGAGAUCAGUGGCUUGAUGCGAUGGCUGGAACGGGGCCGAAAACCGACGUUGGCCGAACAACGGGCCCAAGGGGGAACAGGAAGGAAGCUGUUGGGACAAUGGGCCAGACUACAGGUGAAGGAGGGAGUACUCUGUAGGUCUGUCCGAGAUCCGGGGCUGGACGAGGAACUCCGACAGAUCGUUGUCCCCGAAGGCCAGGUACAAGAGCUCUUGAUAGCGUACCAUGAUCAGCUGGGCCACCAAGGGCACGAGAAAACGGUCUCUCUCUUGAGGCGACACUUCUACUGGCCCAACCUAGAAGCAACGGUACGUACCUUCGUCCAGGCCUGUCCUCGUUGCACCUUGUUCAAAGCCAGGAAGGAGGCACGAGCACCGAUGGUCCCCAUCCAGGCAAAGGCUCCUCUCCACAUAGUCGCAAUGGACUUCUUGACUUUGGGUCGGCCGGCAGACCGCUAUCAGAACAUCCUUGUCAUAACCGACUUGUUCACCAAGUACUCCUGGGCCAUUCCUACUUUGGACCAGACGGCGAACACCACCGCCACUGCUCUGUGGAGAGCUGUCUUCCAGCCGUUCGGUUGCCCCGAGUUCCUACACUCGGACCAAGGGCCAAACUUCGAGUCUCGGGUAAUCAGAGAGCUGUGUAAAGUGUACGGCUGCACCAAGACCCAUACCACUACUUACCACCCCCAGGGAAAUGGCGGAUGCGAGCGGUUCAAUCAGACCCUAUUGAACUUGCUCGGCACGCUAGACCAAGAACAUCAGAGCGACUGGGUGAGUGUGCUACCAAAUCUGGUUCAGGCCUACAAUAAUAGUACGCACAGUACCACGGGCUACGCCCCCACUUAUUUGAUGUUUGGCAGGCAUGUGCGGAUGCCCACCGACUUAUUGCUGGGGACGGCAGCAACCGAGGAGGAGGGGAACGUAACCGAAUGGGUAAGGCGCCACCACCAACGCCUCCAUUUUGCAUACGAGCAAGUCUCGGGACGGAUCCGAGCGGCUGGGAAGAAAAACAAGAGGCUGUACGACCGGACGGCUCGGGAAGCCCCCCUUCUCCCAGGAGAAAGGGUCCUGGUAAGGGACAACCGGCGACAAGGGAAGGGGAAGCUCAGUGACCGAUGGGAGAAUGCACCGUACGUGGUCGAGGGCCAGCAGCGGCCUGGACAGCCAGUAUAUACAAUUCGGCCCGAAGGAAAAGCCGGGCCCGCUAGAGUGGUCCAUCGGAACAUGAUCCGCCCCUGUCCGAACUAUCCCAGCCCCGUAGAGGAGGCGCCAAAGGAGCCUGAAGUGGUAGCCCCGUGGAUAGCAGGAUGGGCCGUGAUCCCAGGAGAACGGGGAAAUGUCCCCGCAGAAAUGGCCCCCAGAGACCCGAUGGAUAUGCCUGCGGACAUCGACCCUGUCUCGCCAUCACGACGGUCCCAGAGGGAGAACCGAGGUCGGCCCCCGGCACGCUAUGGAGAAUGGGCGACUGAAAGGCGUUCUAGGGACUAGAACGGUUUGGCAGGGGGGUAUGUCACGGGGUGACGAAAGAGAAGCGGAACUAAGUCCCGCCGGAAUUUUGUGUUCCCCUCGGGACGGUGUCGCGGUAACACCGGUCCACUUCCGGGUUGCGCCCGAUGUCACAAUAACAACGCUAAUGACCGAUUGACAUCUGGUGUGGGGAGUUUGAUGUGGCGAUCUGUGAGAGGAUUAUGGAGGCGGAGUAACCACAUAAAAAGAGGAGUGCAGAGACCAUACGGGAAGAUUCUAUUUGGUCGUUCGUUCUCCCGGCUAUUCUUCCUGGUUGGCUUGCCCCCGUGUGUGGUUCUUCUCUUUGGAUGUGUUCCCCUAGGAGAAGUGAAUUCCUGGGACGUUUGGGCUGGCGUGUGGAGGUAUUUGAGGACUAUUGUGGGGUUUCGGCUAUCUGGCUGUGCGACAGAUAUAUCAGCGAUCGAGUGGAGAUAUUCAGGACAGAAAGAGUGUGAGUUCUGGAAAGCAAGUGAAGACCAGGCCGCGCCAUCACUAUCGGAGGGAAGUUAAGAGACCUGAUCUGGGACUUCGAUCAAUUGUAUACAUCUGGACUGGGAGUGAUAACGUGUGAAGUGGACGGAGCCAUCGUUGGGUGAGUGCUGGCUCUAUUUGCACUAAGAGUGGGUGUGCCGUGUCUGAAGUGGUGUGUUUGCACAAUAAAUCGUUUGAAGUGAAGUUACAGAGUGUGGGGAAGAUAUAUAGAGUUAAUGCCGGACGCUCAUCACCCCGAGAGCCCACCACCGUCACCGUAAUCCACACCCAGGCACUCAAUUGAAGUAUCCCCAAGCCGUAAGCCCCAUUUCUUAUUCAAGAACACAUACAUGCUGUUGAUUACUUAUCCCGCUGUGUAGAUCGCAGGAUCCUCUGGGCCGAGCGCCGCAUGUGAUGUCCCUAUGAAAGGAGGUGGACACACGAAUCAUUCCUUUCCCGGUUUUAACCGAAGCAUCUCCCAGCCGUAAGCCCCACUACUUAUUCAAGAACACAUACUUACUGUUGAUUACUUACUCUGCUGUGCAGAUCGCAGGAUCCUCUGGGCCGAAUACUGUAUGUGAUGUCCCUGUAGAAAGAGGUGGACACACGAAUUAUUCCUUUUCCGGUCUUAACCGAAGCAUCUCCCAGCCGUAAGCCCCACUACUUAUUCAAGAACACAUACUUACUGUUGAUUACUUACUCUGCUGUGCAGAUCGCAGGAUCCUCUGGGCCGAACGCCGUAUGUGAUGUCCCUAUGAAAAGAGGUGGACACAAGAAUUAUUCCUUUCCCGGUCACAACCGAAGCAUCUCCCAGCCGUAAGCCCCAUUACUUAUGCAAGAACACAUACUUGCUGUUGAUUACUUACUCUGCUGUGCAGAUCGCAGGAUCCUCUGGGCCGAACGCCGUAUGUGAUGUCCCUAUGAAAAGAGGUGGACACAAGAAUUAUUCCUUUCCCGGUCACAACCGAAGCAUCUCCCAGCCGUAAGCCCCAUUACUUAUGCAAGAACACAUACUUGCUGUUGAUUACUUACUCUGCUGUGCAGAUCGCAGGAUCCUCUGGGCCGAACGCCGUAUGUGAUGUCCCUAUGAAAAGAGGUGGACACAAGAAUUAUUCCCUUUCCCGGUCUCGACCGAAACAUCCACGAGCUCUACUUACCCGGAUACCCCCCCUCACUCCGGGACGGGUGACAGACUAUCCUGGCUCUUGCUGACCCCGUACAGGCACGAACUGCCGACGACUCCACGCCUUCCCAGCGUCUGAGGUCUGGCUCUGUUCUGGUCGGGAGACACGGAAGGAACA